ACGUAACACCCCUACUAGAGUAGAAGCUUGAGUAGCAGAGACCGUCGUAGGGAGUGUCACGGCGUAACAUUUCAACUCAUACAUUACAUUAAUUGGUCCGGAAGUUAUACACAAUAUCAUUGAUACCAUGUGGUUCGUUUAACUUCGGUGAGUUAUUUAUUCAGCUAACUAAGCUAACUAACGAUUAGCACAGCGCAACCGUCAAAUCGGUCCUUCCACUGAGCUCUCGGAGAGGCGGAAGGGCAGGAGCCAUGACGAGUUUUGCCAGCCAAGUUUUUGCCAGGAUCGAUAUGUUUUGUCGUCCCCUCCCCAUGGUCCUCAACACCUUCCUGGUCUUCUCCAUCACCGGGGAGGUGAGCUACUUGGUGAUGGUGGAGGCUCCUCUUGAGGCGGACCAGAAGAAGACGGUGUGGUCCGCCUGGUGGAAGACGGUCCACCUGCUGGCUCAGUACUUCAUGCUGGGGAACAUCUGCUGGAACGCCCUGCUGUUCCUCAGGACCAGCCCCAGCAUCAGAGGGGUGUUCCUGGGGGGAGAAGGCAUGGGCCAAGGGUGGAGGUACUGUUAUACUUGUGAGACUCACACUCCUCCUCGGUGCUCCCACUGCUUCGACUGCAAAGUGUGUGUACUUCGGCGGGAUCACCACUGCGUGUUUUUCGGCCAGUGUGUGGGCUUCCGUAACUACCGUUACUUCCUGAGCUGCUUGUUAUUUAUGUGGUCAGGGCUGCUGUACGCCACUCUGAUGAAUGCAGAGGUCUUCAUUGUCAUAUUGAAGGAGGGUGUGACGAUGCACAGCGUCCUGCUGCUGCUCAUUCCCUGGAUCAUGCUAGUUUCAGGCCAGGUCUCAGCGCGUGCUUUUGGCUUCGCCUUCAUCGCCGAUACAUGCGUGGUGGGCUUCCUGCUGGUGUCCGCCUUCUUCUUCUUCCAUCUCAUCCUGAUGCUUCGGGGACAGACCACUAGGGAGUGGUACUCGACCCGCCGGCCCUACAGCCUCGGGCUCCGGGGGAACCUGCGUCACGCUCUGGGCCUUCGCUGGUACCUCUGCUGGCUCUGCCCUCUCAUCCCAUCACCUCUCCCUGGUGAUGGGAUAAACUUCCAGGUCACUGGAUCGCUGGAACCCAUCCGGUAACAGCCGAAACAGGCUGUGUGUCUUUGCUUUAGAGGUGAUGGUUAAUGUUAUCGGGAGCUGCAGCAGCAGGGAGGAUCACCUCUGUUGAAGAAGAGGUAGCUUGGGAUGGGAAGAAGUCAGAACAGUGUGGGGGUGCUAUGAUGUUACUGGGUAUAACUGUCUACCGGUAUCUUCUCCGUAGCCUUUACCUGUGCUGAGACAAGGAAAUUAUGGGUCUACUGUGCAAGGUACAUGGACCUUGAUUUAAAGGUAAUCUGUACACUCAUUGAGGCUUGCAUCAGAAUAUUAACACAGAAAUUUAUCAGUGUUCCUCUGGAAUACUGAGCACUGAAAGUGUAUGUAAACAACACUGAAAUGAGAAUGUAUUUUAUUGAUUGUGAAAAAUGUUUACUUUUAAAUCCUUCUUAACAAGCACUCACAACAGCUACCUAUGGGUAGUCAUUUAAAUUGUUAUUUUCUGUUGGUGUUUAUUUUGCCUUGAUCUAAAGGUCAUACAAAUUUGGCUUGCACUGUUCAUGAAUACUCCAUAGGAUUAUAAAUCUGCUGUUGUGCGUUAGCAGCUAGGACCAUGAUGUUCUUGUGCUUUCAACUUGUCUGCAUCCACUCCUGAUCACAUGGAGCCUUUUACUGGAUAUUGUUGCACCAAGUUAGACAAUGAGAGGGUUCACUAUGAUGGACGAUUAUGUGUAAGAAAACAAUCAACAGAAAUGUUACAUGUUGGGAAAUCUAGUGUUGCCUUUUACAUACAAAUGUAAAGUAAUCUAGUGAAUACACUGUUUAAAAUGUACCAGUAGACGGCACAUGUGAACAGCUUUUCCCCGUGUUUCACAUUAUGUUGUCCAUGUUUCAGUCAGUAAGGUACUACUACAACUUAACCAAACCUACAGUGUAACAACAUGAAGAGUCAUGUUCUGAUUCAAGCAACUGCAGUGUCACAAUUCACCACUACAAACGUAUUUUCAGUAUACACUGUUUAUAAUCUUUAUCCACUGUUUAUAACCUUUAUAUCAUCCUGUUAUUGCAGUAAUUAGUAUACAGAAAAUCAACAUCAAUCACUGUCUUGUACAAUAUGUUUGAUACAAUUCGUUGGAGAUUUUUUUCCAAAAAACCUGCUCUGAUUCAGUAAGUAAAAUGGAUUUGGGACACAGCUAACAUGUCUCACAGCUCUUGAUGCAAACUGGACUUCUGUUUCCUCAGAAGUUAACCUAAUUCUGUUGGCCUUAAAAUGUAGUGAAACAUUUCAAGCCUUUUGUUUGACAGGUGCUCUUACUUAACAUCCCAAAAAUAUUUUUUGUUUUAUUGUUAUUUGUCUGCUUAAAAUCUGCCUUUGUUGUGCUAUUUCUCAUGGGUCACACCAUAUUUGCCAUUUGAAUGUGCUGAUGUACAUUUUUUUUUUUUCAAGAGAAGUA
Messenger RNA from Anoplopoma fimbria (sablefish), 2536 nucleotides. RefSeq names its product zinc finger DHHC-type containing 24 (gene zdhhc24). Gene Ontology annotation, cellular component: Golgi apparatus; endoplasmic reticulum. Gene Ontology annotation, molecular function: protein-cysteine S-palmitoyltransferase activity. Gene Ontology annotation, biological process: protein targeting to membrane; peptidyl-L-cysteine S-palmitoylation. The coding region runs from base 252 to 1127 and encodes 291 amino acids. The transcript is spliced from 3 exons. NCBI's taxonomy places the organism in Eukaryota, Metazoa, Chordata, Actinopteri, Perciformes, Anoplopomatidae. The record is from RefSeq and is a predicted model, not a curated record.